Molecule: messenger RNA, 5172 nt
Organism: Tinamus guttatus (white-throated tinamou)
Lineage: Eukaryota; Metazoa; Chordata; Aves; Tinamiformes; Tinamidae
Gene: NR3C2
Product: nuclear receptor subfamily 3 group C member 2
Biological process (GO): regulation of DNA-templated transcription
Molecular function (GO): zinc ion binding; sequence-specific DNA binding; DNA-binding transcription factor activity
Source: RefSeq, a predicted model, not a curated record
AAUGUGGGUGUUUUCUAACUGCUGACCAGUCUUUUCUCACAACCUGUAGGACUGUCAUAUCCGUGAGACCUUUUCCCUGAAUGUGCUUGAAAGUGGAAAAUGGUUCAAAAAUGAUUGAUAGAGCAGGCAAACAGGACUGGCAAGCAGCCAUAUGGGAAUAGACAGAGUGAACGGAUAUGUCUUGUUUCCUUAGGAAAUUAGGAAAUUUCCUUAGGAAAUUGAACUUUGUCAUUUAUUAACUUUACUUUUUUGUGUAUGUUUUUACUAGUGAUGGAGACAAAAGCAUACCACAGCUACCCAGAAGGCUUAGAUAUGGAUAGACGGUGGGGUCAAGUUUCUCAGUCCGUGGAGUAUUCUUCUCUAGGUGCGGGAGAGCAGACUGAUAACAGUAACUACAUGGAGAUUGUAAGCGUAAGCUGUGCUACCGGCGCUUUUCCAAACAGCAGUGCUCAAGGAAACAACAAAGAAAAACCUGAACUACUCACUUGCCUGCAGCAAGACAGCCAUCCACCUGGUAUUUUGCCCUCUGACAUCAAAACUGAGACAGAGUCGAAGGAGCUCUCGACAACUGUAGCUGAAUCUAUGGGUUUAUAUAUGGAUUCGAUACGAGAUGCUGAUUAUCCCUAUGAGCAGCAGAAUCAGGGGAGCCCAGGGAAGAUAUACCAGAAUGUGGAGCAGCUGGUAAAGCUCUACAAGGAGAAUGGCCACUGCUCUUCCCCCCUGCACGGUGCCAGCAGGCCCUUGAGGUCUUUGAUGUCGGACUCCAGUAGCACCAUGAAUGGUGGUGCCAUGCACGCGAUUGUCAAAAGCCCUAUAAUGUGUCAAGAGAAAAGUCCGUCGAGCUGUAGUCCUCAGAAUAUGAAUUCCUCAGUGUGUAGUCCUGCUGGGAUUAACUCUGUGUCCUCAACUACUGCUAACUUUGGGAAUUUUGCAGUGCACAGCCCAAUUGGCCAGGGAACUCCCUUAUCCUGCUCGCCUAACAUUGAAAACCGGGGGUCAAUGUUGCACAGUCCUGCACAUGUUAGCAAUGUAGGGUCUCCACUUUCUAGUCCUAUAAGUAGCAUGAAAUCACCAAUUUCUAGUCCUCCCAGCCAUUGCAGUGUGAAAUCUCCUGUCUCAAGUCCUAAUAAUAUCACCAUGAGAUCUUCUGUGUCCAGUCCUGCGAAUAUGAACUCAAGAAGCUCCAUUGCCAGCCCUUCCAAUGCCAAUAACAGGUCCACUCGUUCUAGUCCGGCUGUUAGCACUGUGGGAUCUUCUAUCUGUAGCCCCGUAAACAAUUCUCUAGGAUUUCCUGCUUCUGGCACACCUGCUGGACCUAGCAGAAGCAAGGACAUUGUUCCUAGUCCAGAAACAAAAGAGAAAGGUGCUCAAGAAAUCACAUUUCCUAAAAUGGAGGAAAUGGAGAAUGCCAUCUCAAGCAACACUCAGAUGAACCUUGUUCAGUUUAUAAAACCCGAACCAGAUGGUUCAUUUGGUAGUGCAUGUAUUGGCGAAAGCAGUAAAAUAAAUUCUGAUUCCCCAUUUUCAGUACCAGUAAAGCAAGAAUCAACUAAACAUCCCUGUUCUGGUACCUCUUUUAAAGGGAAUCAAACAGUGAAUCCUUUUCCAUUUACAGAUGGCUCAUAUUUUUCUUUUAUGGAUGACAAAGACUACUAUUCUCUUUCUGGGAUUUUAGGACCACCUGUUUCUUCAUUUGAUGGAAAUUGCGAAGGUAGUGGCUUUUCAAAUCCAGGCCUGCCUGUGGGAAUUAAGCAGGAGCCUGAUGACGGCAGCUAUUAUCAAGAGAACAGUCUACCAUCCUCUGCCAUUGUUGGUGUCAAUUCAGGUGGACAGUCGUUUCACUACAGGAUUGGUGCCCAAGGCACGAUAUCCUUGUCACGACCUGUUGCUAGAGAGCAGACGUUUCAGCACUUGAGCUCUUUUCCCCCAGUCAGUACGCUUGUGGAGACGUGGAAAUCUCAUUCGGAGUUGGCAUCCAGAAGAAGUGAUGGGUAUCCAGUUCUAGAAUACAUUCCAGAAAAUGUGUCAAGCUCUUCAUUGAGAAGUGUAUCAACUGGAUCUUCAAGACCUUCCAAAGUGUGUUUGGUGUGCGGAGACGAGGCAUCUGGAUGUCAUUAUGGGGUAGUCACAUGUGGCAGCUGUAAAGUUUUCUUCAAGAGAGCAGUAGAAGGGCAGCACAAUUAUCUGUGUGCGGGAAGGAACGACUGUAUAAUUGACAAGAUUCGGAGGAAGAACUGCCCAGCUUGCCGAUUACAGAAAUGUCUGCAAGCUGGAAUGAAUUUAGGAGCCCGGAAGUCCAAAAAGUUGGGGAAAUUGAAAGGGAUGCAUGACGAGCAGCCGCAGCAGCGACAACAGCCGCCCCCCCAGAGCCCAGAGGAAGGGACUACGUACAUUGCUCCAGUAACUGAGCCAUCUGUAAACACAGCACUUGUUCCUCACAUGUCUGCUAUUUCACCAGCACUUACUCCCUCUCCCGUUAAGAUCCUUGAAAGCAUCGAACCAGAGAUUGUGUAUGCAGGAUAUGAUAGUUCAAAACCAGAUACAGCAGAGUACCUGCUCUCCACUUUGAACCGCCUGGCUGGCAAGCAAAUGAUUCAGGUGGUCAAGUGGGCAAAGAUACUUCCAGGAUUUAGAAACUUGCCUCUCGAGGACCAAAUUACUCUAAUUCAGUAUUCAUGGAUGUGUCUGUCAUCGUUUGCCUUGAGUUGGAGAUCGUACAAACAUACAAACAGCCAAUUCCUCUAUUUUGCUCCAGACCUGAUCUUCGAUGAGGAACGGAUGCGCCAGUCUGCUAUGUUUGAACUGUGCCAGGGAAUGCACCAGAUCAGUCUGCAGUUCGUUCGCUUGCAGCUUAGCUUUGAGGAAUACACUAUAAUGAAGGUCUUGCUGCUGUUAAGCACAGUUCCCAAGGAUGGUCUCAAAAGCCAAGCUGCAUUUGAAGAAAUGAGGGCAAAUUACAUUAAAGAACUAAAGAAGAUGGUAACUAAAUGUCCAAGUAACUCUGGGCAAAGCUGGCAGAGAUUCUACCAACUGACUAAGCUUCUUGACUCCAUGCAUGAUCUGGUUAGUGACUUGUUGGAAUUCUGUUUCUACACCUUCCGAGAGUCUCAGGCACUGAAAGUAGAGUUUCCAGCCAUGCUGGUGGAAAUCAUCAGUGACCAGCUACCAAAGGUGGAAUCUGGAAAUGCCAAGCCCCUGUACUUUCACAGGAAGUGAUAGAAAAUGUCUUAAAUGGAAGAACUUUGCCUUAAGUUUCCCUGUGUUAUUCCACACCCAUGAAGGACCCAAGAAACCAUAUUUUAAACAUGCUAUUUACACUUGUUCAGCCGUCUAAAAUCAAGAGAAAAUAGUCUAAAAUCAAGCGAAGAGUUUGGGGAAUGGAGAACAGUUGACCUGGAUUUGGCAAGACCUAGAUGUUUGGAAAUUACCCCUUACCCUAAAACAUUUAGAAAAAUGUUCCUGCUCCUCGGAUGAAAAGCCAUAUCUAGUCAAUAACUCUUUGAUUUUGAUAUUUUAACAGACGGAGUUUUAAAUAUGCCAUGUAGUUUCUGGUAUUGUUUGCUUGUUUUAAAAGGGUUCAAGAACUAAUGAGAACUUUUUAAAGCUUACCCUUGGUUUGCACAUAAAAACGUAAAGUCAAUAUGGGGCAUUAAUAUUCUUUUCUUGUAAAAAAGAAAAACAAACAAAACUAUAUAUACAUACGUACACACACACACACACACACAUACACAUACACAAAACCCUAAUGUGUAAAGUAAUAACAGAACAUUUGGUGUGGAAUACUCUGCUCUCCCCACCUGUGGCAUUUGUUAUCCCAUUUUAUCCCAUCAUAGCUGAUGAUAUACACUGUGUUAAGUGUCCAUUUACUAUUUAAUUAAGGAGGAUAAGAUAUGAAAACAAAUGCCCUGGUAUCAAUUUAUAGUAUCUAUUGUGCUGGCUUUACAAAUAAUUUUUUGCAGUCUUUUGCUGUACUGUACAUUGCUGUAUGUAUAAAUUGUGAAGGACCUGAAAUAAGGUGUAAGGAACUUUUGUAAAUGAGACAAAAAUCUUUAAUGGUUAAUAGGAUGAAUGGGAAAGUAUUUUUGAAAGAACUCUAUUUUGCUGGAGACUAUUUAAGUACUAUCUUUGUCUAAACAAACAAGGUAAUUUUUUUGUAAAGUGAAAUGUUCUGCAUGCAUAAUGAACCGUUUACAGUGUAUUUAAGAAAGGGAAAGCUGUGCCUUUUUUAGCAUCAUAUCUAAUUUACCAUCCUACAGUGUCUGUUGUAAAUAACCACACCUAACCUUUUUCUGUUGUAUUUAAGCCUUUCUGUUUUCCGCUCUAUUUCUCUUCCUUUUGUCUCUCGCUUGCAAGUGUACAUGACUCGAGCCCAUCUUAGAAAACCUGCUUCAUAUUUCUGUAGGAACCUACCUGCUGUUGAGUUUGCCACUUUACGGAGGUUUCAUUUAACAAGACAAACUACAGUCUCCCCAGAGCUUUUGCCAGCUUCACGAUACAGCCAGUUCUUGCCCUGGGUUCCCUCUCGCGCUCUCUCUCAGGGGAGUAAGGGUGAAUAGAUGUUGAAUGAUUUUUCUUUUUUUAUCAAGGUUUCCCAAAUUGUUUGUUUCUCCUUUGAUUACUGAAUACCUACAAGCUCCUAAAAGGUCAGAUCAUGAUUUCAGGUUGGCCAUUUCUGAUAAUGCUGAAAGGAACAUGCAGAUCACGGCAGAAAGUGUGCGGGACGGGCGGGCGCUGAGGAGGAGGAGGAUGGGAAGCUACGGAUAAGGGCAGAUGAGCUGAGUUGAAUUUUUAGUGAUAAAACAUGUUUGGUUUUGUAAGAAUUUUUGUAAUAACCACAAUAUGUCUGGAAAGACACUUGUUAACGCUACGAGUUCAACUCAGCUGUCUAGUUUUGUCUCAAAAAUGUUUUCUCUGGAGUAAACUGCAACGAAAAGCUUUUUGAGGUGAUUUUCACUAUUUCACAAUUUAUAAGCAAAUACAGAUUUUUGGAGUAGAAUAGAGGCCAGGUGAACUUCUCUGAGGCUCACUGUUGCUACCAUGUGCUGAUUUAAAUAGGAUAGUUUUUCAGAAUCCUAAUCCCUAGUGUUCUGUGUAGGUGACACUGAUAUUUAGGGGCUAGAGUUGUCCCUUGACUGGUCUGAAUGUAGCAUUUCUUUUUCAUGGUGGUCUAAU